This is a messenger RNA of Filobasidium floriforme, 3077 nucleotides long. RefSeq lists its product as uncharacterized. Bases 205 to 2898 code for a protein of 897 amino acids. The transcript is spliced from 23 exons. The record is from RefSeq and is a predicted model, not a curated record. Gene Ontology annotation, molecular function: protein binding; ubiquitin conjugating enzyme activity. NCBI's taxonomy places the organism in Eukaryota, Fungi, Basidiomycota, Tremellomycetes, Filobasidiales, Filobasidiaceae.
CAGAUGUCAACUCCCUACCUAAACCCAUACAAUACCUCUAUGUGCUAGUAUUAUAGCGAAAGGUAUAAGUUGGAUUAAGCUCCCUUCUCGAGCAGCGGCGAAACACCAGAAGCCGACCUAUUGGAGCUGAUCAGCGAAGAAGCAUACAUCACGAACAGAAAAGCCAUUAGCGGUGUAUACGGUAGGAAGGGAGUGCUUGUCAGGAUGAGCGAGAGCAGUAUCACAAGCCUGAUGGAGCUGGGAGCCAACCGGGCUCAGGCUGUGGCAGCGUUGAAGGCGGCGAAGGGGGAUGUGAUGACAGCCACAGAUCGGUAUUUUGGAGGAGAAUACGAUGACUUGGAAGACGUUACUGGUGAUGAUGAUGAUAGACCCGAUGAAAAUGAAAAGAGAGAAAAUCCGAUCGGAAUAGACGCAGGGGCAGCAGAUGAGCAGUCCGAUUGGGAGGAGGACUGGAAUGAGGAUGGUGGAGACGACGAGGAUUACGAGCUCGGAAUGCAUGAUGCCACUGAUAGUCAACAUGUGGUAUCGGAUCCUUACGCAAAUAUCUUCUACUCUAAGGACCGGGUGGAGGAAGUCGUCGAGGUGGAAGACGAGCCUAUAAGCGGGAGUAUGACCGUGAAGGGCCAACAAGAUAACGAGGAGCUUCGUUACAAGAUCCUUCCUAAGGGAGCCUGGAUGAGCGGAUGCCCCGAGAUGGGUGAACAGGGCAUUCUCUUCCAACUCUAUCAUCAAUUGAGUGAAGGAGAAAUGCGAUGUACAAAGAAGGAAUGCUCGGGCACGAUCAACCGGGACCAGACGGACUUUUUCGCUCUAUUCGACACCUUUGGAAUCUACCUGUCGCACACUCAACAACGGAUUCGACGGGAUUGUCCGAUAUGUAGUACGACCUAUUGUUUGGCCUGUGAGGAACCGGUCCGUUCGAGCAAGGGGAAAACUACCGCCACGAACCUCGACAACACCGAAGUCGGCGGCGGGUUCGAAGAGCUGGUACAUUGUCCAAACAUCCAGGGGAUUCUUGUGGGAGUCGGGCUACACUACGCUCAGGACAUCUAUCUAGAACCACUCCCUACCGUCUCCGCCCCGACGAAGGCAAGCGUUUCUACGCCCAGCAAGCGCAAAAAGGCGACCGAGGACUCUUCAGACGAAGAAUUACAAGCUAGCAAUAAGAAGAUGUCGACGACGGGCUCGAGCAAGACCACCCCUACAAAGAAGACGUCUGCUGCACUGGUCAAGAAGAAAGCGGGGACGGGCACAGGAUACUCGGGCAAUACGAGGGAAGAUCAAACUGGCCAGCAGAAUGCAGCGAAAGCACAAGAACAGAAGGACAAGACCUUGGAGACACUGCUCCGUGAUAUCAGGGUAUACCUGCCGAAUCCUUUCCGAAGAGGCGGAGCUAGGUCUUCCGACACGAUGAUGCACAGCUCGGUACUAUGCCACUUGCGAAGACGCUUCAACCAGAUCGCGUGCUCUCUACUUCAAUCGGACAGUAUCACGGAUAUCUAUCAUCGAGAGGCCCUCUUCACGGAAUUGAUGGAAUGGCUACAGAUCCUGUCACAACACGAUGGACUGGCGAGCGCACUAGCCAUGCCACACAUGCGUGCAGCAUCGGUCAGGAUUGACAAGAGAGAUAGUAGGGAGGAGAAAGUUGUGCGUUAUGAGGGUAUGGCUAGUCCCCGGGAACUACUGGAAAGAAUCGUCAUACAAUGUACCGAAACCUUGAGAUCGCUCGGAAACGCUCGAAAGCUCGAGGCAGAAGAAGUGGCUGGAACGGCCAAGGGUAAGCCUGGUAAAAAGAAGGUUCUGACGCCAGAUAGUACAGUAGGAGACUCCGAGACCGCUGCGCUAGAACGCUUCUGUCAGAUGAUCACCAGGAGAGCUGCUUCUGUUGAUGAGGCGUUGAACUUGACCAAGGGGCAAGCUUUCAUGUUAAGGAUGAAAGAAGAACUGCCUGCCUUGGGACGAAACGCGGUGUCGCAAGAAAGCGUUAGCAGCGGCGAGCUCAGCAAAGAUGACGAGAGGAAGGAGUAUCUCACAUUCGUCAACAGGACCCGCUUUGAUUACUGCUCUUUGAGCAAGACUUCGCUCGGAUCCACAACAUGGGAUUCUUGCUUCUCGGACAGCAUUCAAGCCUUGACUGAUGGGAAAGUCGCUUCGAAGAGAGCUCUUGCUAUCGCCAAGGAGAUCGGAACGAUGUCUCAAAAUUUGCCAGCUGCCUGGGACUCGAGCGUGUUCAUACGAGUGGACGAAAAUCGAAUGGACGUCAUUAAGGCCAUGAUCAUUGGUCCUGAAGGGUCACCAUACUGGAAUGGCUGUUACAUCUUCGAUAUCUUCUUGCCGGGCGAGUACAAUCAGAUUCCCCCCAUGUGCAAGAUCGUGUCGACGUUUGGUGGACGACAUCGGUUCGGACCGAAUCUAUACGCCGAAGGAAAGGUCUGCUUGAGUCUGCUAGGAACAUGGUCGGGACCCGGUUGGCAGCCCAACAAGUCCACGCUACUCCAGGUAUUGAUCAGUAUCCAAGCUUUGAUUCUGGGAACACCAUCGCCUAUCGCUUGUGAGCCUGGUUACGAAAGUAAAAUCGGACAAGCCGCGGAUACUGCUUACAAUGCUAAUGUACGAAGGAUGGCUGUCAACACGGCGAUGAUUGACCAGAUUGUCAAGCCCUGUGCGCCAUUCAAAGACGUGAUCCACGAACAUUUCCGCAGGAAAGCCAGAGAGAUUAGAGAACAAUUGGAAGAGUGGGAGUCGCUGGAUGACGGUGGAAAGUUACAAGGCGACUCGAUGAGCGCUUCGCGUAGCUCGUCGACUGGAGGAGCAUCUGCUGAAUACAAGAAGAAUCUCAAGCGGAUGAGGCAGCUUUUGGACGAUCUCGAAGCGGGAAAAGACGUUACGACUCCAUAGACGACCAGAGCAUCAGCUCAUUUACGAACGAGUAUCCCCGAUUGAACCAAAUACGACCACAGCAGCUAGAAUAAAUUCCGACAUCAUCCACGCCAUCCAUACGUUAGACCGUACAUAUAUGUAGAUGUUUAAAUGCGUACGAGCGAUCAGCAUGUCAUGCAUGUCAUGCAUAUCCCGAA